Messenger RNA from Ananas comosus (pineapple), 2593 nucleotides. RefSeq names its product putative DNA helicase INO80. The transcript has 11 exons. The record is from RefSeq and is a predicted model, not a curated record. The coding region runs from base 373 to 2499 and encodes 708 amino acids. NCBI's taxonomy places the organism in Eukaryota, Viridiplantae, Streptophyta, Magnoliopsida, Poales, Bromeliaceae.
UAGAUACGGUCGGUAACAGAGAGAUGAGUAUUUAUGUGUGAGUAUUCUCUAUGAAGUGCAGAUCCAUUUUUUAUAAUUUUGGGUCCGAGCCCACCCGACAUCCGAAGCCCAAUAGCAUUAGUGGACUUCACCCUUUUUGGGCCGUUUUGUAGGCCCAAAUAAGAGCGCUUAAAAUAUUAUUAUUGUUUAGGCGCCAAACGCUUCAACUUCUAAUUUGUUUUUGCCCCAAAAAAUGAGAUCCCCCACCCGCCUCCUCCAUCCAAAUCCCUUCUCUUUCCCCUCUCUCUCUCUCUCUCUUCACCCUUUUUAUUCCUCUUCUCCUCACUACAUGUUUAGAACUUUGCCCUAGGAUCCCCCAAGAGGUGUAGCGCCAUGGAGAGCUUCGACGAGGACGAGGGCGACCUCCUCUUCCCGGCCGCCGCCGCCGCCGCCGCCGCCGCCGAAGAUCCUGCCUCUCCCCUCCCCCGGCCCAAGCUGAAGCGCUUGAAGAAGGCCUCCCAAUGUAGGGCUACAGCACCCGAACGGUCCCCUUCCUCUCAAACCCUAGAGAUCCCCGAUCCGUCCCACGCCGCCAUUCCGGAGGAGGCGGCGCCCGAUUUGGGGCUAUCUGAGGAGAAUGAUGGGCUCGACCCCCUGUUUCCGGAGCCUGGGUUUCGGGGGGAAGGAGAGGAAGAGGAAGAAGGGGGUGGUUUCGAUAGCUUUGAUCCGGAUGUCGAGAGUGGUGGGAUAGGAACAGGGGGAUUGAUCGAGGAGCUUCGGAGAGACAGCGCGAAGAAGCGGCUCAUCUGGGAUGAUGUAGAAGAAACUACGGAGACGAAGAAGGAUAAGAAGACGAAGACGAUGAAGAAGAAGAAAUCUGAUAAGAAUCAUGCUGAUUUUUCCGCUCGGCGGCCGAAAGAAUCCGUUCGCGAGAAGAGAAGGCUAGAGAAAGAAAGGAAGGCUUAUCUGGAUCUAAUGCACGCCGAAUCUCAGAGGCUUUUGCGCGAAACUCGUGAUGUUUCUUUUAAGUCUGUGACUCUUGUUCAGAAGCCGAUCUCAUCGGUUUUGGAGAAGAUUCGUCUCAGGAAGCUGGAGAUUACGAAACAUGUUGGUUUCAGAUAUUGCACUCCUAAUCUGACUGAUUCAGUUGCCGAGGCUGACUGUUCCUUGGAUGAAACAGCUCCAUGUCCUGAACUUCCUGCGGAUUUAAACUUGACAAACGAUAAUAGUUCAAAUAUGAUUCUGGAUGAUGCUGCCUUGGAUGCUAGCAACACUAAUAUAAUUAUUGAGCGCUGUGAGGAUGUUGCAGCGGACAAGGAGAGUGGAGAGAACAAUCAUUCCAAUGAUAGUGCUAAUGAUGUCGCAGAGGAAUCUCCAAGUUCACCUAUGCCUUCAAGCCCAAUUCCUGAUGAUGAUGUUUCAUCAUCAGAAGCAAGCGACAAGGAGAAUAUCAAUCCACACCUUCACAAAGCUGUCAGCAUGGACCCAUAUCCAAAAGGUGGUCCUGCAAAAGCUUAUUUAGAUGAAGAGGCUGAAGAAGAAGAUGAUAGUGAUCAUGACCUAACAAGGUUUCAGGAAAAUGAAGAGGAUGAUGAUGAUGAUGAUAGUGAUGAAAAUGAAGUGCUAAAUGAUCUGAUUGCAACUGGAUUUGAGGAGAGGCCAGUAGAUCAUGAGAAGCGUAAUGAGCUUCACCAAAAGUGGCUUGAGCAACAAGAUGCAGCUGAAACAAAUAAUGUUCUCCAGAGGCUGAAAUGCAAUCAAAAGCAGAAAGAAUCAACAAUUAAAGAUGAAGAUGAUGAUGAAGAUCUUGCUGUAGAGUCUGCAGAUGAAAGAUCAUAUGAGCCACUUCCGAAAAAUGUUAUUAAACAGAAUUCGGAAAGAGCAAAACAAAUGAUUGCACAAAUGUUCACGGAUGAUCAUGAUAUUUACGUGCCCUCUGAUGAUGAGGAGAUAGAACAGUCUUUAGUUCGUCAGCGCCUGUCAAAGCAAACAGACUCUUUUACAUCUCCACUAGAUGAUGAGCAAUCAAAGGAAAUUUUUGGUCUUAUAAAGAAGCUCAAUAUUGCUCCUCAGCCCAAGAAGAGAGGCAGACAAGCAACAUCUAGCUUGGACAUGCUGAUGCUUGGGGGGAACAGCAAUAGUUCUUCAAAGUCAUCUUUCGUUGGUCGAACGACAAAUUCUUCAGUCUCGUCUUCCCACAAAUCAGCAACUUUUCGAGCAUUCAUAUUUGGGCGUGAUGACAGCAAUAGCAGAAGCGACUUGUCCUCUUCGGAGAGCCAUUCUAUGGGUCAGACGGAAAACAAACAAUCAAGGCCACCGUCAUCAACUAAGUUCAGUAACUCUCAGUCAAAAUCAGCUUCAUUUAGAGCAAAGUCCGAGGCUAAUGCAACUGUAACUUCCUCACUGUAUGAGAUCCUGCGUCGCUCGUCUGUCAAUUUUGAUAAAGAAGGUCAUGUAAUUACAGAAACUCAAGCUAACCACCAAUUCUCGGCAUUCAGAUCCAUAAGAAGGAUUUCAUAGAAGGAAUAAAAAAAAAAAAGAUGCAUGAGAACAUGAAAAUGAACAGAAACAGCACUGAUCAUGUGCUUUCUCUUCAAUCUAAGUAAUUUUGAUA